AUGGAUGCGAACCUUAUUGAAGGAUCCACAUUACAGGGGCCCAGUGCUGAAGAGAUAAGGUCACUAUCUCGACGAAUGGGCUUUGUUAUUAAAGACGAGGAGAUAUCCGUUUAUUUAGGUAAGUAGUUUCUUUUUAGCCUGGUUUUCACUAUCAAUGAUUUCACAGCUCGCACAGAACUCACAGACAGGACAGUGCUAGCACAGGGGUUAAACAACAGCUCCGCUCGUGUGUUUUAAUUGUGUUCCUCAAGGCAACUAGGUGAAAAUACAAAGUUUUGAAUUUUUGCCAAACGGGCACACCGGCAAUAAAUUAUUUGUUUUUACAGUGCAACGUCUUGAUCGAGUAUAAGGCGUUGCGUGACUCAGCUUUUAGUCUUAGCUUGCUUGCUGCGCUGCGUUUAAACAAACAGUUAGGGGGGAAAUGUUACUUGUGGAGGUAGGAGGGGGGGGGGAGGGGGAAGGAGAGGGGACGGAGGAGAGGAAAGAGGGUUUUCCAAAGGCUUAGGGAGAAAUCUGUCAUAUUCUUACACCUCCACCUCCGGGAAUGGAAAAUCUUGCCUUUGUCCCUGUUAUGCUACAUUAUGUGCAGUAACGCAAGAUGUAGUAGAUUUUGACGCAAAAUACAAUAGAGACAAAAUGUGACAGGCAUUGUAUAAGGAGUGUUUUUAGCGGCCUUUGCAGUCAUAUAAGCAUCAGCGAUAUUGCACAAUUCUACGUGGAAUUAAAUUUUGCUUCAUAUUAUCUGCAUAAAUUUGAUCUCUUUUACAAUUUACAUCAAAAAUAAUUUUUAAGCGACGAUUCAGUUUUAAAUCAGGGAAUCUGAUUUCCAAGGGACAACUCACGUCCUGAAACUGAAACAAAAAGACUUAAUUAAUAUUAUGAAUCACUAAAUAAUCUUUUAAAUACUGCAUUUUAGUGAAGAAAAGUAUCAUAUAACGUUUUCUUUACACGUUGAGCGCUUUUAAUUUAGAAUAAACGUAAACUUACAGUAGUUGUCUUUGCAGGAAUUUUCCACGUUCAAUAGUGUCAGUUGUUACAAUUUUUGUCUACUACGAACAGUCUAUGCUUUUUGGCAAAGUCCGCUAUGCGAGUCUAAAAAAUCAGUACAAAAAUUAGCGCGCCUUGCCGCGCGGAACUCUGGAUGUGAGAACUCUGAUAGUUCCACGCGGCGCGCCAACAUCAUCCCUAACUCCAUUUUUUUUUUUUUGACCCGCGCAACGGUUCUGGACUACAUCAAAAGGGAGAGAAUGUUCGUCAAGUACAUUUUAAGGGGUAACAGUUCCUGUAAGAGCAAGUUAAAAUCCACGAAUAAUUUGAAUUCUUUUUCUCCCUGUCCUUGUAAAAUCUGUUUUCAGCAAGGGCUGAUUGUGUAUCAGACUCCACUGUUCCAUCAAUAUUUGUUUUAAAUUUUUAACUGCCGGGUGGUACGGUGUGACGAAAGGCAAUAAACGUUCGUGACCUUUCGGCUUUUUUGUAUGUUUAUAUGCCGAUUGUCAAGAGGCAAAGUUGACCUCCAGACGGACACCCUUCUAUGAUGUUUUCUGGGUACCCUCUUGCUUCGAGGCUUUGUUUGAAUUUCAAACGGCCUACUUCAAAUGUUUUUUUCCAAGAGGUAGUUCUAGGCAAUCUUAUUGCUUGCCUUUAAUGAACCGUAUUUUACGCCUGGUGGGUGGCAAGAGGCGAAGUGCGUAAUUUGGAAAGUCUCGGUCUGCCUCUAAUGAGUUUCGAUGUCCCAGAUGGAAUUUUUUUGCAAAUCUUUCCCCUUUGAACACCGUGGUAUCGAGAAAAGUGAUUUGGUUGAUUCUCUGAUAUUUCAGCCGUGAAUUUGAUAGUUGGGUGGAAAUAGUUAGCCCUUUUAAUGAACCGAUUUACCUCUUUUCUCUCACAAUCCCGAAGGGAGAAAACGUCAUUAAUGUAACGUAUCCAUUCUUUUGGUUUGGUUUCGCUUUGUUGGAUUAAUUUCUUUUCAAUUUCCGCCAUGAAAAUAUUGGCAAAUGACACUGCUAUUUUCAUACCCAACGCGGUUCCAUGUUUUUGGAGGAAGCUCUCCUCAAUGAAUUAAAACGAAUUUUAUUUAAGGAUUAAGCCAAGCACUUCCGUGAGGCAGUGCGUUGGGAUCGGUGCGUUAUGAUUGAGGAACUUUUCGUAUGUUUCUCAAACUAUAUUCGUUCCUUUUUCUUGACGUACAUUUGUGUCUCACUUUCUGCGACAACCCAAUUGUCUACAAGAAGAUCGUUCAUCCGUUCAUCCGUUGCGAAUGUCAAUCUGCUCCUUGAAGAAAGACUUUUGAAUGCUUUCCUUAUUUGAACAACAACUCCAGAACAAUCUUGUAUCGAGGACAGACAUUCUGAGUCGAAUUCAGUGCUCGCUUCGAAUGGUUACUGGAUCGACACCAACCACAUAAAUUUUCUUAAAAUAUCGUUCUCGAACGUGGCUUUCUAGGCCCUCCGCUUAGUUCAAAAGCACAGGUAUCCUAAGGAGAAUAUUCUCUUUUGAUUCUGGAUUUUUUUUCACCGGGAAUGUCCAUAAAACAAAGUAUUUGAAAGAGGGCACGAUAGAGAUGGCGAUAUAUUUGCAUGAAAUUUCUCACCUGAGAUGAGCACCAACAUGGCGGACGCUUAAUUUGCAUAAAUGUAUGACGUCAGCUGCAAACCGAUAAUUUUUUCUCGUUUUGUCGGUAGUCGGUAGUAUUUUUCGCCUUUUGUCGUUAGUCGGUUAACCCCACUCACACUCUCCUAUAAUGGAAUUAAAGAAAUUGAGAGACGACGUUUUGUUUGGAAACGGAAUUCUAAGAUCAAAAAUUUUCUUCCGUAGAGGCGAUGACCGGCACUCUUCGUCAUACUUACCAGCGGUUAUGCGACUUACCCGAGUCUAGACUCCCUGUGAAAUAUCCGCGGGAGGCCGGUUACAGGCCAGGGCCAGCUGAAAACCCUUACAAUGCGUGGUGCGUAUUUCUUUAUGUUUGUUUUCUUUAUUCUUUCUUUCUUGUCUAUCAGCUGCUUCAUCGGCUUUGAGAAAGGAUUUUAUGUGAUAAAGCCAUGACCACUGGUCUAUGUUAAAUCACAGUGCUUCUUAAGGGGAGGGGGGUAGUCUGGUUUUGUCAACAAGAAAGGGAGGAUAGGUGGGAAGGAAAAUUUGUUAAAUUUGCCAACGAGCUUAACUUAGCAGACUAUGUGUUGAUUAAUAAUUCUCUAUAAACGUUUUUUCUCUUUCAUGAUAUUAGGCACCCAAUUUCUGUUUCUAACUAACGGUCUCCUCGAUCAUAAAAUCAAAUCUUUAAUCCGGCACGCUAGCGGCGAGUUCCGUUGGUACAAGUGCGCUUUCACAGAACGGCAAUCGGUCGAGAGUGAUCUUUCGUUUUCACUAGUCAUUCAUCAAUAGCUCAUAAAAGCUACUCCCGAGAAUUUCAGGUCCUGGCGUUGUGACGUAAUAGGCGCUCAAAGCGGUAAACUCCAAGGAAAAACCAUCGCUAUCAAAGAUAACAUCCCAGUGGCUGGACUGCCAAUGACUAAUGGAUCCCGGAUGUUAGAACAUUAUGUCCCGGAUCAUGAUGCCACUGUGGUGAUUCGGAUAUUAGAUACUGGAGGGAGAAUCACAGGGAAAGCCGUAUGUGAGGAGUGGUGUUUUACUGCCACUAGCUGCACCGCAUUCACGGGUCCUGUUGUCAACCCUCACAAUGAAACGAGAAUGGCUCUCGGGUCUUCAUCCGGCUCAGCAGCACUGGUGAGCCUAUUUGUGUCAUUGGAUUGAUUAAUAAUGUGCUCUAAUGAUCAUGCUCUUUUCAUUAAGGCAUGUGAAAGGGUUUAAAUAAAAGCCGCCUAACGGCUGUUUAUGGCCGGCUGUUUAUGGCCGCCUGUAACACCUCUAGCCACCAUUUUUGAGCCCGCGAGCAGUUAGGCUGUCGCCUUAAUUACGGCACAGCCGCCUGCUGAACCAUCGGCGGCCCCCUACGAUAAAAGUUAUUGAAACCCCUGAUAAACUGGAUUAAAAAGGGCACAAAUCCAGGUGAAUUACAUAGGGCCAAGAGGGCCUAGUAAUUUUCUUCAAUAGCUGAACAGGACAACAUCACGAUAUUUUGGGGUCGUUUUCUGGAAGGGAAAAUAUUACCUCCAUAGUAAAGAAAAACGCUGAACAUGAGCUGGAUGGAAUAAAAAUACAGAAACGAAUCAAAUAGGACCAUACACCAUUGUAGAUGGUAAAGAACGAGAAACAAUAAAAUUCUUUAAUCUUAAGUUUAAGCCGUUUUUUUAAAAAUGACGACUGGUUCCUGACUAACUUUAACCACUCUCAUUGUAUUAUACUAUACUGCAUGUCAUCUGAUGGUAACUACCAAUUCAUGACAGGUGGCGGGUGGAUACGCGGACAUGGCCAUGGGUGGUGAUCAAGGGGGGUCCAUUAGGAUCCCCUCUGCUGCAUGUGGAAUUGUGGGAUUGAAGCCAACAUACGGCCUAGUACCUUAUACGGGAAUGGUAGCUAUAAAUCUCUUACUAGAUCAUACGGGACCUAUGGCAAGGACCGUCUCGGAUGUAGCUUUGCUCUUAGAGGUAAAGUAGCUGUUUUUAAUAUACUAUUUUAAAACAAUUCAGAUCCUUCUUUGUGGCUAUGCUGUUUGCCAUGCACCAUGUAGCUACUACUCAUCGAUUUGCUACUUAGAGAGAUCAAAUUAUUAUUUGGAGGCUUACAUAAGGACAUAACCAACUAAUAUGGGUUUCUGUUGUUCCUGUGGCCCCAUCUUCAUUUAAAAAAAAAGGUGCCAUUUUUUAACGGUAAGAAAAUAACCUGUAUGCCAAAUUAUUUAAAAGUUGGGACGAUUUUCUUAAUGAAGUUCUGAAAUGUUAAAAUAUAAUGCACUACCCUAAAAAGUUUCAUUGUUCCGUUCUUUUUCAAUUUGGGUUCGUUGGAGGUAAAACGCACGUGUCCUUUUGCCAAAUUAUAAAAGUAACCGAAGGAUUGGAUGGAGACUUGGAUCCAAAACAACCACGUGACAGGAUUGGAUGGAGACCUGGAUCCAAGACAACCACGUGACCUUGGUACACCAAAUUCCUACAUCAAUGAGGUAAACGAAGAACACUUGCGUGCAUCGUGUCUUAGAAAAGAUCAGAACUGACUUUACAUUACCUUUGUAACAAUUUUUGUUCAUAACAGUUUGCGCAAAAUUGACCCAGAUGACGGCGGUGUUAAGGAGCAUAAUAUCAACAAAAUAAUAACUAGUUAUAGUUAACAGCUAUUCACCGAAGGAAGGUGGUGAGUUUACCAAGCCGCUUCGCACCCUUGUUAAUAUCCACCGCUGACCACCAGCAUUAAGGCGAAUAUUUGUUUGAGUAUAUACUAAAACAGUGAGAUACUUUCGCACAAAAAGAUGAUUUUCACCAAUUCAUUCCUGCAACGAUUACAAUAUUUUCGGGCGCAAAUCCCACGCCGGUUUUUUCUCUCUUUCUCAACAGGAAUUCUUAUAUGCGACGCAAUUUGCUCAGAAGGCGGUUACAGACUACUCAGUGGUAAGUAUACCGAUAUACCGUUUCACCCGUCCAUAAACGUAACAAGCUAAUGAUCAUUACUAAUUUUAUAGAUGUUCGAUUGUUACUAAACAGCAGCUUUUUUGUUACCAAGAAUUCCAUUUGGUAAAGUUAUGCAUUCUUACUUUUUUACGUUUUUGGGCUUAAAAUGUUUAAUACCCUAAAUAGAGAAUAUAAAAAUCAAGUCGUCACAAGCGUGGGACCUAAACAAAAUAUGAAGGCCCACCUGCUCUUCCAACUGAGUUAAAGAAAAUUAAACUCUUUGGUAAUGAAACAUACGCAACAAUUUAUAUGUGAGAUGCAUCUUACAUAAUGAUGAAAAUAGCAGUGGGUAUGUUGCGAGCGUCCUGUCCGGGGAUAGAAGGAGGAGAUACAUGGUUAGUUUUCAGCUCGGACAAAUGCUUUAAAAACAUUCAUCAAAUGUUUUGACAAAUGUUCAUAUUUUCUAUUCAGUUGGAAGCAGUCAAGACUCCAAUGGACUAUUCAGAAUUUUCCAAAUGUUUUUUCGUAUGUUUUAGGAUAUAAUUCCGACGCAAGAGGAUUUGUUGACACGAGUCUUCAGAAGGCCAUUGGCCGCGGUUUACAAUCUCAUGCCAAUGAUCUGAGUGCUGCCGGAAAGUUAACAGUCAUGCUUGGUGCUUAUGUGCAUGAAAAAUUCCGAGGAGUAUUUCACGGCAAGGCUAUAAAUUUAUCACGAAAGUUGUGCGAGGAAUAUGAUAAAGCUUUGGAAUCUUACGAUGUUCUGGUUUUACCAACGAUAGUUACAAAGCCUCCCAAAGUUCAAGACAGAAGCCAACUUAAUUUUGGUAAGUCCUGUGGGGAAAGCAAUUCUUAACCGUUGGUGUUAAAACAUUUUACCAAACUCGGCGGAACAAGGAAUAAAGUGGAGGCGGUGGUGCACCUGUAGCCUGACAUUUUCAAAAUGGAUUUUUGAGCGCGGUCUGUGUUAAUGAAGGGUGAUUUUUCCUGCGCAUGUUUAAUCCACAGGUGGGUUUUAGGCUGGGCAUCGUGUAAGUAUACCAGUUGCAUUAAGGUUACACGAAAUUAAGGUUUAAUUGAUAUUUUUAGGCCAAAUAUAUUUUUUAGCGCUAUAAAUUUGUUUAUUCUGAAACCUACAUCUAACAAAACAAAUAUUAGCGGGCAGACAUUACUGAGAGGUAAAAGCGAAAACCAGCCAUUUUCCCUUCCCAUAUAUACCGUAAAACGAGACUUUUUAGCGGACACGGACAUCACAAUUCAGUGCCCCAUUGGGACCCAAAGCUGAAUUACGCAAACAUUUGAACAAGUUUUAUCCACGAUUAUUCUGUAGAAAAACCUUAACAUCCAUAAGAAGGUGUUCAGUUCACGUUUUAUGAAAUGAGCUGAAUUGCGCUCGCAGUUUAAUUGGUUUUUACAUAUGAUCUAUUUGAGCACAGCCAGAGUGAUGAAGUGACGUCACCACUAACAGCAUUUUACUUUUUUCUCAUAUAAAACAAAUCGAUUUUAUCUCGCAGUGGGUCUGUAGAAUAGUAGAUCCCAUAGGACGUUAAAAUAAAUUAAGAACAUCAGCAUGAUCAGCGACACACUCAGUUACACCAUAUGCGCUUCUUUUUUUUUUUGAGUGAACAGACACACGGCAACAAUCUAUUAGGUUCAUUUUGUCGUAGAUAGUAAAGUAAACUGUUUGACUUAUGCCUCAAGUUAUGAAUACAUAAAACUCACGAGUCUUUUAUUUUUCCAAUUCAUGCCAUACUUUUCAUCAAUUGGAUAUCGGACGUUGCCCUCAAACCCUUUUUGUAAACGUCAAUAGUCAUGACGGUUACUCGCCGACGGUUGCACUACGCGUCCGAUUUUAUCAUUCACAUAUAUGAUUACCUACGCAUUCUUUUCACACUUAAUUCUUUUAGGAACAGCGUUUGACUUCUGUCAGAAUACUGGUCCUUUCAAUGUCACAGGACACCCAGCCCUGUCAAUCAACGCCGGCUUCAGUGAUGGUUUACCAGUUGGUAUGAUGAUUGUUGGAAGAAAGUUUGACGAAGCCACUGUUCUGAAUGUUGCUUAUGCUUACGAGAAGAUGCGAGACUCUAAAUCAAUUUAAGAACUUAAAUUUUUUGACGAGAAGAUAAGUAACAUAUAAUGCUUUAAUUAGUAGCGAGAGACAGAAAUUAUGGUUAGCUAAACGAAAAUAAAUUUUCUUAACUCAUCCAUAGUACUUGUCUUUAAAGUUCCCUCGGGACAAUCAUUCAAAACGGAUCAAAACUGAAAAAAGUGGUUACUUUUGGAGAAAGUUUAGCUCAAUGAGAAUUCUUUGCCUAAAAUUGUAGUCAGUUACGCUUGAGAGAAGUAGAUUCCAACGGUUCAGUGCUUAGUAGAGGUAAAUUUUUAUUUUAGAGGGGAAGAAGGCGAGACGUAUUUUAACUAAAAAUCUAAAAUAUAUCUUCAAUCAUUAUUCAUCACUUGGAUGGUUUUUUUGGACCCAACAUAAUGACCAGCUCCCAGUUGGCUUGUUAGCUCUGUUGGUAGAGCGCUGCACAGGUACCGCAGAGAAUAUGGAUUCAAAAUCCCGGACGGGCCUGAAUUUUUUUCAAGUCUGAUUUCAACUACUAGUUCAGUAGUGUUCAUAGCUGCGAAGAUUUCUUAUAUUCAUCUGAAAAGGCUAGUUGAACAGUCAUUUGGUUGUUCGAUUCGUACCUACGGACGUAGUCGAUUCGUACGCAGCUAGGAUAAUCCAUACCCAGUCAGUUUAGCCGUUUCGUAUCCAUACUAAUAAAAUACGUUUUCCAUAUUAAGUAUGUUUCAAGUAUGAUCAGUUUCUAAGGCCAAUUAACAUUAUAAUCUGCGUUCAAUGUAAAGUUUAUGUGGCGUCCAUUUUUGUUCGCGACUACUGAAUGUAAGGCCUGGAACCGAAAUUGUGGGUCUGGUCUCGUUAGAGUUGGGAAGGUCAUAAGUAUAAACCAACAGACCUUUACUGAUUUCUGUUCAAAUGCUCAGACAUAAGCUAUUUCGUGAGUUAUCCUGGGUUUUGAUCGUCACUACGGUCCACGGACAUGAAAAGACGGGAUGCCAUUGGUUUCCUCCACGGAAAAGUAUGAAAGUCGCUGCUUUGAAAAUAUCAAACUUUGACGAUGUAUGGGGUGCUACACAGCCAUCUUUUUCGGAGGCAUAACCGUUGUUAACGGUACUAACUUACUGUAAGUAACUGAGUUAGUUUUAAUAGUGACAGAAAUGAUAGCAGCCCGCUUUACAUAAGGUCAGCGUGAACUUUGCGGACUCAAGAAGUCAGCAUGAAAUUGAUGUUGGGGCCUCGUUGACAAUCAGAACAAAGGCGAUGCAUAAUUGAAAAAAAAAAAUCUCAGGGAAUUAUAAAGGUCCCUAACCUUGAUUGAAGGCGUUUUCUUAGUCGUCAAAUGUCUGGGUAGCAAUUAGUUAAUGAUAUAAUUGUAAAAAAGCAUUAAAUCUACGUAUCGAAUGAAAUCUAUGCAUCAAUACUAUAUCUCAUUUCUCAAAUUUUAUGUUAUCUCAGUGGAUGAAGAGAAUUAAUAUCAGUUUUAACAAAGAAGAUUUAUUAGCAAGCGAUAACGAAAAAAAGUCGAGAACGCACUCUGGACUUCAGAGCUUAGAUUCCUUUCAAUAAAUUUUUCUAUUCUCUUUUUGCGUCUAAAGUGACUUUUUUCCCCAGUAAAAGAAGAUAGGAUGCAUUCAAAGUUGACAAUCAGUAAAGAUUACGCAUCCAUAUUGUUAUUGUGCAGAGUAAAAUAUAUUGCCGUAUUAAAAUCAUCAAGCACGUUCAUAUUAACGAAUAUUUACAUCACUCACGCACUCCACCAUUGGUAUUCAUCGCCUUCGAUUUUUAUCGGAUUAUUGAAUUUCGUGCGCGAGAUUCUCAGAAUUUCUCAACUUAAGGUUUCCACAACUAGAUAAUUUCUUCUCGAUUUUAAUCCGCUGUAUAGUGACCGCAAUCUCAAAUUGAUAUUCGUUCUGUAUUUUUAAUGACAUUAAAAAUUUGCAACAGCACUCAGCUACUCAAUUUCCUCUUUACACAGACCAAUGAUUUACGGUUGGUUAUUUUGUGAUAAUUCAUUAUUUACCUAAUGGGUGAUUAGGAAUAAAGUCUAUUGUGGACAGAACCCUUGGGCCAAUUCAUUUUCCCUUUGUCUACCUUUGUUUCAUUUCGUGUUUGUGUUUCCCGACAGCGCCACAACUGAUGCCAAACAAUAACCUUUGGCGGCUUAGUUUCUACUUUUUGCUUCAUUACAAUUAGCGAUAUCUACCGCUAAAACUUUAGUUCUGUUGCAAGUAACUCAAGCGAGGUUUUGCUAAUUGGAAGCAUGAAAGCGAGAAAUGCCUCAUCAAUGAAAAUUAAAUUCUUCAAUGUCAAAGUACGCACUGGGAAACAGCGGAACUAUUACUUCGUUCUCGAAGAUUCAGACAAAAUAAUACCUCACCAUUGAUUGAUUUAUAGUUUUUUAAAAUUUUUACGAAGAUGGUUUGCGUGCGAAAGACAAAUUACAACUCCAACAGGCAAUGUUUGAGACGAAAAAAAACUAAAUGUGUACAAAAUUAAAUUUAGAACAAGGAAAAUGUCAUUUUGAGGAGACUUAUUUAAGAAUGAGUGAAAGCUGUCAACGUAACUCGGUGAUGUUUUUCAGAUUUUUCGAUAAAGACUUCACUUAUACGGCUCGUCAUUAUUAGCGAGAAUUUCAUUUUGCAAAACUACCGAAACUUUAUGAAAACAGAAUCAAUUUUACGUCGUGACUGUGUAUGAUUUCCGCGGACUUGCAAUUUCUCGCGAACGACUUAUUGGUGUUGUCUAAUUUAAGUUCGUUCGUCUUUCUUCUAAAUAUUAUGGCUUCGGGGCUAUUUAGAAUAAAUUUGUUUAUUAUUGUAAUACGUUUUUGAACGAAUAUUGCUGGGCGCUUUAAACUGUCAACGCAGCAGUCCCUUAUAAUUUAGUGUUGACAGCUCUCACUUGAGGUAAAAACCAUCUUUCCUCGCAUGCGGUCCUUAAGGUAUUGAAAGCCCUUGAAACCAUUCUUUUGCUUUUUCAUUCCCGUCGUCGAAUAAUUAUCCGAUUUAAAAGAGCGGUAUGAAUUUCGAUUUCUCCGCCUUCAGAAGAGACAGAAGGAGGACGAUUCGCCUGAAGCGAAUUAAAAUGCAAAGUGACUCAUUUCUCGUGGCAGCUGCAACCAAUGUCUGUCGGUUUACAUAGCAAACAAGAAAUUUGACCAUUUCCUUUAUCGCUACAAGCAAUCUUUAUGAGAUCUAUUUAAGAUAUAUUGGGAAAUUAUUUUAAGAAACUCACCACCGCAAAGUUGUUUUAGAGAGCGAAAAGAAAGAGCGUAAAAUUUCAGACUCUUUAGUACUUCAUCUCCAAGCACGUGAUUUUUUUGUGCUCGUCAACUGAGCGUAGCGAAGCACGAAGUAAUCUGCAUUCGAGCAGUGUCAUCAUUGACAGCUGAGCGACACUAAAAUCUCCCGCAGAAUUCAUUGAUAUUGGACUAUACGAAGAAUCCACGGGUAGCACCAAGAUGACCCAACCAAAAUAGACUAUUGGAAGAUUUGUUUGGCGUUCAACACGUAAGACCGCGUCAAGGAAAUUCACUUAGUAUUGGGCCUUCACGUCAAGUGCUAAAGCUUUGUCUACGACUUUUUGUGAUUCAUAUACCUCAUCAAGGUUUGAUAUUUUUCAAUGCAGCGACUUCCAUACUUGGUUUGUCCACCCGCUGUAAAAGGCCUGUGGUUUCCCAGUAUGUUCUGGCUCUAUAUGGAAAGGGAAAGUCAGUUGGAAUGCUGUUUUGUUCAGGGAGUCUGUAUUAGCAUAGCGAGUCCGUGACCAAUUCAAAACAGAAAAUCGUCGAUGAAAAGUGAAAGCAAAUGUAUUUCGCAGUUCUCCUGUUUGCUAACUCUCUUCAAUAUUCAUGGCUUUAUCGAGGAGAAAUCUAAUAUCGAGAUUUUUGAUGGCAAGAACGAGGACGAAAUGUCUAUCUUUACUGCUAACUUCUAUUAUUUUAUACGUUGUCGGCAGUUUUAUCUGCUUGCAUAUCCACGAUUAUCAUAAUGAACUCAAGAUCAGUUCUGGCAAGGAUGAUUCCCUCGUAACAACCGACCUUCUUCGACUAACACAAACAGGCUCUGUCACGCGUGUGAAGCAAGUUUUUGAGGUUCACGGCGACGAAUGGAAAAAAAAUGAGUUUGUAACAGCUGAUAAGUCGCAAAAUUCACCGGACAUCGAAACAAAACACAUUGAAUUAACAAACAUGGAAGGCAACCUGUCACCGCGGCUGCCAGGUUCACGACGAAAAUUUUUGUUUGUUUUCCGUUAUUAUGAGCAGUUAGGCAGAGCGACGAGUAACCUUUUGGAUUUAGCCUCAUUUGCGAAGAGCAAAAAUCGUGUUUUGGUCGUUCCAUAUGUAAAUAAUUCUCGCAUGUCCGGUUUAUCAUCGGGAGUAAGUCAUAAUUUUCACAAGCCUGAGAAUCCUCCGCACAUUACAUACUCUUUGCUAAGCGAGUAUUUCAAUUUGGACGACUUAAACUCCAAAUUAGAGUCUCGAGGAUACAGCACUAUGAGAAGCUUUCGUGACCUCGAAUCCCACUGCGAUAAGAGAUUCAAUAUCGUGGUACACUUUCUAUUCCACGAUGAAAAUUACCAAAGAGUAACCGCUCUAUGGUACAGGAUAACUGAAGAGAAGGUUGCAACCACUUAUAAAGAGGCUAGAGAACGUAAUGGCUGGGUGGAUUGUCCUUUUAUAAAGCACUCACGCCUUAGCAAACAGAUACAGUUCAAAGUAAGACGUUAUAUUUGCGUUGAUCCGGAAGUCAUAAGGACCGCUAGUGAUUUAGAGGAUAAUGUUCUUCAAGGAGCUAAAUGCGUUGGCAUUGUUCAGUGGAGGGGGAAUGGUCCAGAAAGAGUUCACUUCCCUUUGGACCCAUCCAUAACGCAGCCUCUUCGUCCGGUCGACCUAGAAUUUAACUCCGACCUCGUCGAGCUGGCGAAAAAAUUCGUGAGAGAGAAUUUGAAUGAAGGAUUCAUAGGCGUGCAUGUUCGUUCCGAGAGACAUAUAGCUCGCAAAGGCGCGAACGUUACAAAACGGUGCAUGGAAAAACUUGCAAACCGCGUGCAGACCUUGCGGGACGCUUUGAGCAUUAACAAGGUCUACUUAGCAUCAGAUUUAACAGAUUAUGGCUCAGACACGUUGAUGAAUUUCGCAGGCACGAAGUAUCGCAGAUCUCUAUCGGCGUACCUGCGCGAAGUUUUAAGCAAGCCCGUAAUGUUUAACCCGAAUGGAGUUCUGUACGACAGUGGCGCCACUGCAAUUGUGGAAAUGAAUAUUCUUGCUAUGGCUACGAGGCUUUUCACUUUGGGAGGCGGAAAUUUUCAAGAAUGGAUGGUAGGUUUAUUUCUAAGGAAGCAUAAUCACCAACAGACAAGAAUACAUCGAAUUUGUGAACUUAAAGGAUAG
Pocillopora meandrina is the source of this 12955-nucleotide messenger RNA. The record is from the annotation of a GenBank genome assembly. Lineage: Eukaryota; Metazoa; Cnidaria; Anthozoa; Scleractinia; Pocilloporidae.